Messenger RNA from Diplodia corticola, 891 nucleotides. RefSeq lists its product as uncharacterized. The transcript has 2 exons. NCBI's taxonomy places the organism in Eukaryota, Fungi, Ascomycota, Dothideomycetes, Botryosphaeriales, Botryosphaeriaceae. Bases 1 to 891 code for a protein of 296 amino acids. The record is from RefSeq and is a predicted model, not a curated record. Gene Ontology annotation, molecular function: metallopeptidase activity.
AUGUCGUUUCUCAAAUCGUUCGUCUUUGGCGGACUCUUCCUCUUCCAGCUUACUGAAGCCAUUCCCUUCCAUUGUCCAAAUGGCACCAACACCACCCAUCUCCAGGCCCGCAAGCUGUUCCAAUUGGCCGACGGCCAUGUGUCGGACGGUAUCGAAAAGCGCGCCAUGUUCAACGUCGACCAGAUCACGGAUGAGGGAAAGCAGAAAGCCCUUACCCAGGGAUUGAAGGACGCUGUCGAAAUCGCCAAGGUGACGCUCGAUAAAAUGGACAAGGACAGGCACGCGGACAAGAUCAAGGCAUGGUUUGGCGAAGGUGACGGCUAUUACGAACUCGUCCAGCAGGUGUUCAGGAACUUUGUCGGCGACAACGAUGACCACGAGGGUGCUGAUGUACUCGGCAACGUCAUUGUCCACCAGGACGAUUACAACAACGACCUCGGCAGCCCCUUUUGUUCCAUCGUGAAGCCCGAUGGCAAGAGAGGAACCGCAUACUACAAGAAGAAAGACGGCAAGCCUGGCAUGCACUUCUGCGAUAGGUACUACGAGCGCCAGGACGCCGAAGCCUAUCUCGCCGACAAGUGUUCUGGUAUUCCCACCAAGCUGGAUACCGAUCACAUCGGCCGUGCUUUCCAAGGCGCAAAUGUCCUCCAUGAAUUCAUGCACUACCCCAAGGUCGGCUUGGAAGCCACAGGCAAACAGAUCACGGACAUUGCCUAUGGCGCAUGGAACUGCUACAACGCUAAGAACGACGACGCUGUCAAGGCCAGGAUGGAAGAGAAAAACCUCCAGCUCAUCCAUAACGCCGAUACCUAUGUCUACUACGCCAUGCACAUCUACCUUGAACAUGUUUGCGACCGUACCUUCGACUACCCGGAUUCCACGGAUAAAUAG